Molecule: messenger RNA, 1198 nt
Organism: Saccostrea echinata
Lineage: Eukaryota; Metazoa; Mollusca; Bivalvia; Ostreida; Ostreidae
Product: serine racemase-like
Exons: 9
Coding region: 71-1072 (333 amino acids)
Biological process (GO): L-serine metabolic process; pyruvate biosynthetic process; D-serine biosynthetic process
Molecular function (GO): serine racemase activity; pyridoxal phosphate binding; L-serine ammonia-lyase activity
Source: RefSeq, a predicted model, not a curated record
AUCACUCUAAAAUAAACAACUUAAACAAAAACUAAAAUUUAUGGAAUGUGACAGGUAGAUGAUGACCUAAAUGCAGUCAGAGAGAACUAAAAUGACAAACUGUUUUAAAGUUGCACUUUCAGACAUUAAAAAGGCGCAUGAAAAAAUAUCACCAUAUAUUCACUUCACGCCAUUUUUCACGAGUUCUACACUUGACACUGUUGUUGGAAGGAAAGUGUUUUUCAAAGCAGAAAACUUACAGAAGACAGGAUCCUUCAAAGCAAGAGGGGCGUUAAAUGCUGUGUUAUCCUUAAAAGCCAGAAAUCCAGAUGUGAAUGGAGUUGUCACCCACAGCAGUGGAAAUCAUGGACAGGCAUUGGCUUGGGCUGCAAAGGUGUCUGGAGUAAAAUGCAGUGUGGUUGUACCUAACAAUUCACCAAAGAUCAAGUCUGAAGCGGUCAAAGGUUAUGGUGCUGAAUUAGUGUUCUGUGAACCUACACCAGCUGACAGACAAUCCACAUGUGACAAGGUUUCCAAAGAGAAAAAUUUUGCCAUUGUUCCUCCAUAUGACCACUAUGAUGUCAUCACUGGACAGGGCACAAUAGCAGUAGAGUUUUUGAAACAAGUUCCAGAAUUGGAUGCCAUAUUGGUACCAGUCAGUGGUGGUGGAAUGACCUCAGGAAUUGCCAUAGCAGCCAAAGCUAUUAAACCAAAUAUUAAAGUGUUCAUGGUUGAACCAGAUGGGAAGAUGUGCGAAGAAUGUCUAAGAGCAGGUCAGAGACUUUGGCCAAAUCCCCCAAGAUUUCUUCACACUAUAGCAGAUGGAAUAAGACUGCAGCAGUUAGGAGACCUGACCUGGCCAAUUAUUCUAGAACUGGUAGAAAAGGAGGUCUUCUCAGUGAAAGAUGAAGAUAUUGUGAAAGCAAUGAGAUUUGUCUUUGAAAGAAUGAAGUUGGUGAUAGAACCAGCUUCAGGGGCAGGAGUAGCCGCAGUGAUGUCAGAAAGAUUGGCGGCCAUGGAUCCCAGUAUGAAGAAUAUAGGCGUUAUAUUGUGUGGUGGAAAUGUAGAUAUUGACAAUCUGCCGUGGUGCUGAUUUUUUUUUUUUAAAAAGUUUUGAUUCAAAUGGGUACUUAUGAUAUAUUUCCAAUAAUGGUGCUUACAGUCAAAUGAUAAUUAAAACAUAUAUGGUAUUCAAUUAACAGGUAUAUAUAAAAAUACU